Molecule: messenger RNA, 1681 nt
Organism: Nicotiana attenuata
Lineage: Eukaryota; Viridiplantae; Streptophyta; Magnoliopsida; Solanales; Solanaceae
Product: solute carrier family 25 member 44
Exons: 1
Coding region: 431-1447 (338 amino acids)
Source: RefSeq, a predicted model, not a curated record
ACGUGCUCCCCUUCUCUUCCUUUAUCCAAAUUCCCUCACAAAAAAAAGCCGAAAGAUCCCAAAAAGUAAAAGAGAAAGUUCCCAUAUUUGAACGAGAAGUAGCUGCAGCAGUCUGUGUACUGAAAAUAGCUCUGAUUACCUCCGGCGAGAUCCUAGCUUUUCCGGUGAGUUUUACUUCCGUUCUGACUUAUCUAAGUCCACCGCCAUGAUUCUUUCACUUAUAAUACGGUCACAGAAAUGUUAGGUCCCUUUGCUAUUACACACUUCCGAUCUAAAAUAUGGCUUCGCCAGCGCAAAAAAACUCUUCCAUUCUCCAACUAGCUUCAGUUUUACCCUAAAUUCUACUGUACACUUCUGACGUGAAUGAAAGUGAGGUCUCGGAUCAAAACGGAUUGAGAAAAUUGAGACCGAAUUUGAUAAAGUGGCGAAAAUGAGUUUAGGUGCAGCGGAGGAGGAAUCGUCGAAGGAAAUCCAGUUACCAGCGGAUAUAGACUGGAAAAUGCUGGACAAAUCCAAGUUUUUCUUCCUCGGCGCCGCCUUGUUUUCAGGUGUUUCAGCUGCUCUUUACCCUGUUGUGGUGUUAAAGACUCGGCAACAGGUAGCGCAAGCUCAGCUUUCCUGCUUUAAAACUGCUUUCUCUGUAGUUAAGUACGAGGGGAUUCGCGGAUUGUAUCGCGGGUUUGGGACUUCGUUGAUGGGUACAAUACCUGCCCGAGCACUUUAUAUGGCUGCACUCGAGGUUACUAAGAGUAACGUCGGUACAGCCACAGUUAGGCUUGGCGUUCCUGAGCCUACUGCGACCGCCCUAGCCAGCGCUGCAGCUGGGCUGAGCGCGGCUGUUGCGGCCCAACUUGUUUGGACUCCGGUAGAUGUAGUAAGCCAGCGGCUCAUGGUGCAAAGCGGUUCGUGUAAAUAUCUCAAUGGGAUCGAUGCGUUUCGUAGAAUCCUCAAAACAGAUGGGCCAAAGGGACUCUACAGAGGUUUCGGGUUUUCGAUUUUGACCUAUGCGCCAUCCAAUGCGCUUUGGUGGGCAUCCUAUUCCAUUACUCAGCGGCUCGUCUGGAGUGGUUAUGGAUGCUACCUCAGCAAGAAUGGUGAAGAGAGAAGCGAGGAUGCAAUCAAGACGUUGAGGCCCAACUCGAAGACUGUUAUGGCUGUUCAGGGAGUUAGUGCAGCCAUGGCAGGCGGCAUUUCAGCUCUGAUUACAACACCAUUAGACACAAUCAAGACGAGAUUGCAGGUCCUAGAUGGCGAUGAAAAUGGGCGGAGAGGUCCAACUGUAGCGCAGACAGUCAGGAAUUUAGUAAGGGAAGGCGGGUGGAUGGCUUGUUACAGAGGAUUAGGUCCUCGAUGGGCUUCAAUGUCUAUGUCCGCAACCACAAUGAUAACUACUUACGAAUUCCUAAAACGCCUCUCGACCAAGAGUCAAGAAAGCUGGGCUCCGUGAACCCUGUGAAAAUUGAAUUAGGCUAAAGUUAUCAGUCUUCUUCCCCUGUUUCACCUUUUCUAGUUUUAGGUUUACGUUUUGAUCCAUUCUUUUUGAAUGAUCUUUUCUUUAAGAAUGAGCAUGCUGAGUUAAACAUAUAGAAGCCUAGAGCAAGAACUGAAAUAAUGAUGUUUUUAUGCAAGUUAGUUCAUGUACAUAGUAUGAAUCUGUAUAUAGUCCUAUCCCCUUUGCUUA